GGAUGUGUCUGCUCGCGCGGAUCUCCUUCACAUGGUGUUCGUUUUCUACCAGUCGGCCAAUAACCUGAAUGGCGCUGUGACAGACAAAUGCCAGCUAAUCGUUGAGAAGGGUGUCGUAAUCUCCGUGGAAAGUUUCGCAUCAGUUGUGAAUGAUAUGUUGCUUCUACGAAACAAGUCUGAUGGGAUAUGCAAGGUGUAGGCCAUGGCAGCGCAUUUCGUAGUGCUCUGGUUGGGGCUUUCUCUCUUCAAGAAUGAAGGGGAAUGCACGUCGGCUCUGCUUCUACGAGGUCCCUCUUUUGUAUUGGAGCCAUCGACGGUGGUGGAGUUUGCUAGUGCCACGGGGGCGGUCUUACCCUGUUCUGCUCAGGGUCAACCAGAGCCUAAAGUCAGCUGGGAACGCAAAGACGGCAUCCAGGCCACACAUAUCCCCGGCUUACGUGAGACCCGUUCCGACGGUUCCUUGCUGUUGGUUCCCUUCUCUGCGAGUCAGUAUCGCCAAGACGUGCACUCGGCUACGUACAGAUGCGUCGCCACCAACUCAGUGGGAACCAUCAAGAGCAGGUACUCUCACGUGCAAGCAAGCACUCAAAUGUGA
This is a messenger RNA of Ornithodoros turicata, 595 nucleotides long. Its product is annotated as cell adhesion molecule Dscam2-like. The transcript has 4 exons. The coding region runs from base 203 to 595 and encodes 130 amino acids. NCBI's taxonomy places the organism in Eukaryota, Metazoa, Arthropoda, Arachnida, Ixodida, Argasidae. The record is from RefSeq and is a predicted model, not a curated record.